Molecule: messenger RNA, 306 nt
Organism: Pelobates cultripes (western spadefoot toad)
Lineage: Eukaryota; Metazoa; Chordata; Amphibia; Anura; Pelobatidae
Source: the annotation of a GenBank genome assembly
AUGCCAGCAGUGUUUGGCAAUAAGAAGCUGAAGACUGGAGAAAUGGUUGCCUGGCAAAAAGGCAAAAUUAUGGCACUGCGAUGGUGUGACAAGAUAGAUGUGUGCCUAAUGAGUACAGUUCAUAAUACCUCCACUGUUAUGGUACGCACAAAAGGUGGGAAAGAAAUCAUGAAGCCACAAGUAGUGAUAAAUUACAAAAACACCAUGGGAAGUGGUCGACAGAGCCGACCAAGCAAUGACAUUCUACCCAGCAAUGAGGAAACAGCAAAAGAAGUACUACAAGAAGAUCUUCAGGCAUCCUCUUGA